Messenger RNA from Erythranthe guttata (spotted monkey flower), 2054 nucleotides. Its product is annotated as hexose carrier protein HEX6. The record is from RefSeq and is a predicted model, not a curated record. NCBI's taxonomy places the organism in Eukaryota, Viridiplantae, Streptophyta, Magnoliopsida, Lamiales, Phrymaceae. Gene Ontology annotation, molecular function: monosaccharide transmembrane transporter activity. Gene Ontology annotation, cellular component: membrane. Gene Ontology annotation, biological process: monosaccharide transmembrane transport.
UAUAUAAAUAAAAAAUAUGAAGGAUUUUUUCGCAAUUGAGGGGGGCUCGAUCCCACCAUUGUCCGAGGGUGGACUCGACACUGCCCUAUUGUGUCCUUAAUUACAUUGAUGCAUAAACAUGGUCCCAAUUAACAAACUUUCAAACACACAAGAGAAUGUGACAUGUCUUAGCAAUGAAAAAAACACAAGACAAAACAUAUGAACCAAAGACUCCUCGAAUCGAGUGGACCAUAAGAUAUUGAUUUUCUUGCAGUCGUGUUAGACUAAUUAGUCCAAGAAAAAUACUUCACUCGCAGAUAAAAACUUCGAAUUCCAUUUUUCCUCUGAGAGUAAAAGCUAUGGCUAUGGGAUUCGUACCUGCAAAUGAAGGAGUGUUGUACAACGGAAGAGUAACUCCGUUUGUCGUUUUAUCGUGCAUGAUGGCCGCCAUGGGAGGAGUUAUUUUCGGCUACGAUAUCGGGAUUUCAGGUGGAGUGACGUCGAUGGAGCCAUUCUUGAAGAAGUUCUUCCCGCAAGUCUACACAAGAAUGAAAGAUGACAAGAAUAUUAGCAACUACUGCAAAUUCGACAGUGAAUUAUUGACAUUAUUCACAUCCUCACUCUAUUUAGCAGGCCUGGUCGCUUCCUUCUUCGCAUCUUUCGUCACCGGAGCUUACGGCCGGAAACCAUCCAUAGUCGCCGGAGGAGCUGCUUUUCUCGCCGGAGCAGCCCUCAACGGCGCAGCCGUUAGUAUAUACAUGCUCAUCUUAGGCAGAGUCCUCCUCGGAGUUGGUGUUGGCUUCGCAAACCAGGCAUUUCCUUUGUAUCUAUCAGAAAUGGCGCCGGCGAAAUACAGAGGAGCAUUCAAUAACGGAUUCCAAUUGAGUGUAGGAAUAGGUGCCUUAUCUGCAAAUCUGAUCAAUUACGGAACGGAGAAGAUCGACGGUGGAUUCGGGUGGAGGAUUUCAUUAGCCAUGGCUGCAGUUCCAGCUUCAGCUCUAACCCUAGGCGCACUGUUUCUUCCAGAAACACCAAACAGCUUAAUCCAGCUCAACAACAACCACGAAAAGGCGAAAAAAAUGCUGCAAAAAAUCCGAGGAACUGAAAAUGUGGAAAUGGAACUAGACGAUCUCAUCAAAGCCAGCGAAAAUUCGAAAAUUGCAAAAAAUCCUUACGGAAAAAUCGCAGGGAGAAAUUACAGGCCGCAGUUUGUGAUGUCGAUUGCGAUCCCCUUUUUUCAGCAGGUCACCGGAAUCAAUGUAAUCGCCUUCUACGCUCCGAUUUUAUUCCGCACGAUUGGAUUUGGGGAAAGCGCUUCGCUUUUAUCGGCGGUUAUGACCGGCGUCGUCGGAAUUGCUACCACGUUCGCGUCGAUGGUGAUUGUGGACAGAUUCGGGAGGAGGUUUCUGCUGAUAAUUGGGGGAAUUGUGAUGUUUGCAUCUCAGAUGAUUGUCGGAUCUGUAAUGGCGGCUGAAUUAGACGACCGCGGCGGUGGAUUGAGCAGAGGCUACGCCGAUUUGGUUCUGGUUUUGAUUGGGGUAUACGUCGCCGGAUUUGGGGUUUCGUGGGGGCCAUUGGGGUGGUUGAUUCCGAGCGAGAUUUUUCCGAUGGAGAUUAGGUCGGCGGGGCAGAGUAUUUCAGUCGCCGUGAAUUUUCUGUUUACUUUUUUGGUAGGGCAGACGUUUUUGACGAUGCUGUGCCGUUUGAAGAGUGGGAUAUUCUUCUUCUUUGGGGGGUGGGUGGCGGUUAUGACGGUGUUCGUGUAUCUGUUACUGCCGGAGACGAAGAAUAUUCCGAUUGAACAAAUGGAGAUGGUUUGGAGAGAACACUGGUUUUGGAAGAAAUUUGUGGUGGGUAAAUAAAAAUGAUAAUUAAUUAUCAAAAUAAAAAUAAAAAUGAUAAUUAGGUGUCAAUUUUGUAAUUUGUUGUAUCUUAUUAUGCAAACUCAUGCAUAAUUUAUGCAGGCCUAUGACCUGCUAUAAUAGGUAAUGUGAUGGUUGGUUGAAUGAGUUGGCAUUUAAAAUAUAAAAAUAAAUAAAUUAGGUGAUAUGCCUAAUGAGUUGGAUGAUUUUGGA